Vicia faba (fava bean) is the source of this 636-nucleotide messenger RNA. The record is from the annotation of a GenBank genome assembly. NCBI's taxonomy places the organism in Eukaryota, Viridiplantae, Streptophyta, Magnoliopsida, Fabales, Fabaceae.
AUGGACCGAAUUGAAAGAGCCCAGAACACGCAAAACUAUAAAUUGUCGAAAAAGUUAGAAAAACUCGAAAUCGACCGCCCGCGUACAGACCGCCAACCGCCUGAUUCCGGCAGUAAGGACCCGCCGGAGACUUCAAUCCGCCCCCGCCACUACCUCGCCAGAGCUCUGGCCGACCUCCGAUUUCGGCCCCUCCGGACUGACUUUUCCAGAUUUUCGAUUUUUCGACUUUUUGAUCAACUUUCUGGAACUCCCGAUUUUAUGGUUGCUGAUUUUGGUGUAGCUAGAGUGCACAAUCAGUCUGGUAUAAUGACUGCAGAAAUUGGAACAUAUGGGGGGUUUUUGAGCAUAAACCAUAUGAUCACAAAGAUGAUGUUUUUAGCUUUGCAAUUAUUUUCUGGGAGCUGCUCCAGGAAAGCUUUUGAAUGCAUAGUUGCUACUGGACCUGCCAUAGAGGCUCCUGCGUUGAGUCGAAGAGUUGAGCCACCAAAGUAUGCAACAGAUGAACCGAAAUAUUGCGUCUGCAGUACUGAACAUUCCAUCUGUUGUACCGAAUGUUUAGGGUGUUACACCGAAUCAUGCGGCUGUGGAAUCAAGGAAAAACUCCGUUCAACCCAAGGGAAUCACACACUAAGUUGA